GUUAUGAUUGUCUUAGAAAAUAGAUUUGUGUACACCUGUCAACAGGCAAAGAGAAGACGUGUUACGCAGUCACCAUCCACAAGUACGAGAGGCUUCGGCAAAUUACAGCACACGUGAUACAAAACAAAAUGAUGCAAAUACUGCUGUAUCAAGACGCUAUAAACAUGCGGAGGAUAUUGCUCAAUAUUUAUACAGAGUUGGAGUUAAGUAUAGGCCAUUAUGUCAAAAUACAUCCUUAAGCAAAGCACAACCGUUAUUGUUAGGCGAAUGGGACAAGCGGUUAAUUAUAACCCACUGUAUGUGGACGGCUUCAAGAUGUAGUCUGCAAUUUUCCUUCGUCAGCAAAUGUACUUUUUUGUCUUACAUGUAUACUCCACUUCCAUUUAAAUACAGGAUCAUAGUGCAAGAAAGUAAAGACAUUUAAGACAGUAAUCAUCCCUUGUUACUUUUUCCACACUGCAGUGAUAAAGAAUUCCAGAUGGAUCCAAAUGGAUGUUUUUUUGCAAAUGCAGAAUAAAACACAGAGCUGUGUUACUUUCAGGGGCGUCUUUGACAAUGACUCUGUUACACACACCUUAAUAUUCCACUGUUAUUCUAAAGAUGACAGUAGUAAGCCUUUUUCCAAAUGAAGCUUUUUUCAGAUUAAGAUGUGGGAUAUGCCAAUAUCAUUUUGAUUUUAGCAUUCUUUGAACAGUACACUCAGAAUAAGCAUCUCAGUUGGGGUUUUUUACUGCAUUUUGCGACACAUGACCUCUUGCCUGUGUGUCAUCGUGGCUACAUCGUACACAAACCAACUUGUCAACAGUUUGCAAGGCUGCAAGUAGAGAUGCAUGCCCAAAAUAUACGCCCACAUUUCUGUUGGGAAGCAGAAACGCACCUAAACAUUAUGCAAGAUUCAGAUCAACAUUUUUUUUGGGUAUGUGACAACCUGACACAAAGAAGCAAAAAGGCACAAGCAGCUCUGGCCGUUCACUUUUCACAUUUAGAUGUGAUAAAUGACAUAUUAGGGCAUGCUAAUCUUAGUAUGCAUGGCUGAAUGUAAACAGGAGUAUUAGUGGAAUAUUUAUUUUCAUUAGCAAUGUAAACAGCGUAGUGGGAAUAUUGUCUUUUACGGAGUAAAGGCAAAACCUGAACUGUAUCUGCCUGAAUUGUUACUUAUUUUGGUGAAUUUAUAUUUUAAAAAUCCCUUCCUAUUGUUCUUUGCUCUGGCUUUUAUAGGAUAUAUGGCGAUAAAUGUAUCUGUAUACAGUCACCCUCGAUAUUUUCAGUAGAAUUCAGGACUCAAUCAAGAGAGCACUGACUGCAAAACAUGUCUUUGCAAGACAACAAAAAUAAUUUGUUACUUUUCAGCUAGUCUUGUGUCUCCACAGUGCUGUGUCAGCACUGGAGAAAGGUCUGAGACCAUCUGUUAGUAUUCCACUAUAGGGACAAAAAUGCUCUAGGACUGUUUUUGGUGGAAAAUUUGCUUUUGUGGCACGUUGGGAGGCAAGCACUGACAUCACAAUGUUACAACGAUAUCAAAGAAGCUUGUGUGAAGUGGAGUGGGUCGGUAAAUUGGUGAAGUCAGUGUCACUGGCACAUGCCGCUGCCAGGAUAAAAAGAUGUGGCAAAUCAACUCUGACUGGCUGGAUUAACAUCGGGCAUGAGAGUCCUGUGAGCUUUUAGAAAGUGUAUUAUCAAGUUGUUUUAUUCUUUGUAGAUCUUUACAACAAUUAACCUAAAGAACAAAGCAGGCAUGCCUCACUGCACGAAUGAAACCUUCAUCAAAACAUGUAGUUUUCAGUGUGUAGGUUGUUGUUGUUGUUGUUUCCUGUAGCGAAGGGGAUUUUGGAAAAGGUAACUUGCAGACAGCAUAAGGGGAGGAGAAUGCUGGCCUAAAUAGCUGGAAAUUGGCAGGUGUAUAGCCACAGAUUACAUCCAGUAAGUCAUACUAUUUUUCAACACAAGUUCUGUAAAUGAGAACACUGAAACAUACUUAACCAAACACAUGUGGGUGUGGAAAAAGUUGAGGCUUGUUUCGUAGACUGUGAUAACUCUGACAUGUUAUGGAGAAUCUACAAGAUCAUUAGAGUAUUUUUAAGUGAUUAUUAAGUUUGAUUCCGAAGCAGUGACUUGAUUGCUAUGAAUUUGAACAUUUGAAGAAGGGUUUUACCAAAUGAGUAAAUCUAAUCUGUCUGUAGUGGAUUUAAAAAAAAACGUUUUGUUUUUAGAAGGUAAAUAUACAGUUGGAUCACAGUUAUAUUAAACAAUACACUGUUUUUAGAAAUUAUGUUACUGUUUUCUCAAGUGGCAUAUUUAUUUACCUGUUGGCUCCCCUUUUAUAUUUCCAUUUGUCAACAUUGUUCAACGCUAUACCUGAUGUGCAGCCAUGUGUGCACCCUUGAAACUUUCCAGAGAGCAGAAAUGAAUCUUAUCUGCCAUGUUUAAAGUUUCAAAGGUGCUCAUACAGAGAGUCUGACACCACAACAGGAAACAGUCAAGGGAGGUCAUACAUUCUGGAGGUGCUGUUUGAGAAUUCAUUUUCUUUUACGGUCCAAAAAUUCAGACAAAUUCAGUCUCACUAAUUUUUACAACAACACUAUGCACACAAUUAAUGUUGUUUCAGGUUAUUUUGCAUUACAGAUUUUACAAACCAUGGCACCUCCUGAAUGCUUAUCACAACAGGCAUGUUAUGUCAGAGCUGCUUUGAUGCUGCUGAGAACAGAACAGGAGAAACCAGUACAUAGCAGCUUAGAGUAGAAUUUCUUUAAGACUGUGUUUAUUAAUAAAGCACAAUCUCUGAGUGUGUAGCCACCCGGAGAGCUUAACCUCAUUUAAUCAUUGAUGUACGUGCAGUCAGUGGAGAACACAACCCACUGGGAUACCAGCUCUGACAUUUUUAUGGUCUGAGGUGUUUCUAAAUAGCAAAUGGUUUUAUCUGCAGUUUUCCUGUACAUCAUUAUCUUCCACUGUGACCCAGCCAGACCCCAGACGAGCAUCAUUUCCUUUAGGCAAUGGCCAGAAAGCUGUAUGGAUGGGACGGGGAGCAGAUUCCACACCAGGCGUGGGCAGGACCUCGCUUAGCGUCGGGACACCUGUGCUGGAGUGCGUCUGGAGAACAUUUUGUCAUCAUGAACAAAGAUAAAGAUCCUGAAUUUAGCACCCCAGAGGGAGACGGGAUGGACAUUUGCAGUGGUGUUGCAGAUGUGAAGCCACAGGAGGAGGAAGAACAGAGGGAAGACAAGUCAUUCAGCGAGAAUGGAAUACAGUGUGCUGAAGGUGUGACAGAUCCACAUAUGAUAAAGACGGAGGCAGAGGAGAUGGAAGAUAACGAGCAGUACCCCGAGGCUGAAAAAGAAAGAGAGAUUGUGCUAAAAGAGGAAGCAGAAGGGGCAAGUGAGGAUGGCACGGAGGAAGGAUUUGACGAGGAGAGGAUAGAGGAGGACGACGAGGACGGGGACGAAGAAGGAGAUGCGCUGAACGAGCCGCAGGACCUGUCACUGGUGGACUGCUCGCGUUACGACAGCGCCGCCCUGCCAGACGCCCACACAGCAGCAGCGGUGGCGGGUGCAGAAGGGACCUUUGCGCCUGGAGCUGUGGCCCCCCGCAUCCAGGCGACAGGCAAGCUCAACUGUGACAUCUGUGGCCUGUCCUGCGUCAGCAUCAACGUACUGCUGGUGCACAAGCGCAGCCACACGGGUGAGAGGCCAUUCCACUGCACGCAGUGUGGGGCCUCCUUUACCCAGAAGGGAAAUCUGCUGCGCCACAUCAAACUGCAUUCCGGGGAGAAGCCUUUCAAAUGCCCCAUGUGCAGCUACGCCUGUCGUCGACGCGAUGCUCUGAGCGGGCACCUGCGCACCCAUUCUGUAGAGAAACCCUUCAAGUGCAACCACUGCAGUCGCAGCUACAAGCAGCGAAGCUCCCUCGAAGAGCACAGAGAGAGGUGCCAUGUGUACAUUCAGAGCAAAGGUCCCGCUGACAGAGAGGACGGCCAGACAUCCAGGACUCAGAUGGGCACUGAGCGUGCACUGCUGCUCGACAGGCUCGCCAACAACGUAGCCAAACGGAAGAGCUCGAUGCCACAGAAGUUUACUGGCGACAACGGUGUCUGCCUGGACCUGAGCUUUAACAGGGAGCUGGUCUACCGGACAGACAUCAAGGAGCCUCCGCCAGCCUCCCCAGAGCCCAACACCCAUCCACAUCAGCAACAAACCAUCGUCCCAGGGCCAGACGGCGACCCAGCCCCCUCUCGCAGGCCCUAUCCCAUCCAGUUAACCCGUAACGACAUCAACCCCAUGGGCCUCACUAACGGCCACAAGAUGGGCAUGCCAAUGCUGGGCCUCCCUCACACCGCCCAGCCGCCCCCUGGUAUGGACUCGUUCCACACUGACAGCUCCCAGAUGUCCCAGCCUGUCAUGUACAACUUAGGGCACCUGCUGGGCGGGCUGAACCAUCAGAACGGCAUCCCUCACCCACAUGCCCAGCCCGUCCCCUUGUCACUGCUGGAGGCUUUACGGGUGGUGCGGGCCGACGGGGAGGGCGGGGCGCUGCCAGGGGCGGUGUACUCCUGCGGCCACUGCAGGGUGAUCUUCCUGGACUAUGUCAUGUUCACGAUCCACAUGGGGUGCCACGGCUUCCGCGACCCACUUGAGUGCAACGUUUGCGGCCACCGCAGCCGGGACCGUUACGAGUUCUCUUCCCACAUAGCCCGCGGCGAGCACCGCCUGGAACUGAAGUAGCUUUCAUUCAUGCUUACACACACACACACACACACACACACACACAGAGACA
Messenger RNA from Epinephelus fuscoguttatus (brown-marbled grouper), 4770 nucleotides. RefSeq names its product zinc finger protein Aiolos-like. Gene Ontology annotation, biological process: regulation of transcription by RNA polymerase II. The coding region runs from base 2994 to 4718 and encodes 574 amino acids. The transcript has 9 exons. NCBI's taxonomy places the organism in Eukaryota, Metazoa, Chordata, Actinopteri, Perciformes, Serranidae. The record is from RefSeq and is a predicted model, not a curated record. Gene Ontology annotation, molecular function: RNA polymerase II cis-regulatory region sequence-specific DNA binding; DNA-binding transcription factor activity.